AUGGGCGCGCGAAUAUCGAGCGAAAAGCGUUUUAGCUCGAAGUUUAGAAAGAUCAAGAAUGUACUCCAUUCUUCGUCUAAAUCACGAGCUACAAAACAAUCGGAUUCAACACUGGAGAAGUUGCCCGUAGAGAUUCUAUUGAAAAUCAUGCGAUCUCUCAAUGUCUCAGACGUUUUCAUUGCAUUCACAUGCCCUCGCAUGUAUGCAAUGUUCAAAGACGUGUUUCCGCGACCAAUCAGUUUAUGUAACACCGGUGUUACCCCUCAUAUUGAUCAUCUUGAUGCUCACAAGAUCAAAAAAGUCCAUUCAAAACUCAUCAAGUACGCACCAAUGCUGAGAAUAUAUAAACCCAAAGACUAUAUAUACAGAGUAGUGACGCGCGUAUGUAAGCCUGCGAGAUACGAUAUGGAACUGGGGCUCUUAUUUCGUUACGAACACUAUGGUCGGUUUCUUCGCCGACCAUAUUACGAUGAUGAAAAAAAUUACAGAGAUCUUAAGGAUAAUUAUCUUAACUAUGAGUUGUUUUCCCAUUGCUGGGCCGAAAUCAUGGAGGGUGUAUUCACGUAUCCGUACCCACACAAUAAGGGCCGAGCCAUCUACGAGAUGGAGAUAAAACAAGAAAUUCAUCGGCUACUAGAUUCGAUGGAUGAUGCAACUCCUAAGCAGUAUAUCUUACGCGAGUUCUUCAUGAAGGAGUUCCUAGCAAUUGGUACAUCUGUAGAGGUGAAAGACCUCGUUCUUGCCAAUUUGUCUUUAAUACAUUUUAGUAAAUGGAGAGAGAUGUUGGAUUUCUAA
Messenger RNA from Botrytis byssoidea, 795 nucleotides. RefSeq lists its product as uncharacterized. Lineage: Eukaryota; Fungi; Ascomycota; Leotiomycetes; Helotiales; Sclerotiniaceae. Bases 1 to 795 code for a protein of 264 amino acids. The record is from RefSeq and is a predicted model, not a curated record. The transcript is spliced from 2 exons.